AUGGCUCGUGCCUCGUUCGAAUACGACGAGGUGGGUAACACGUUCUACUAUGUGCUCGUCUCAUUUUACGCGAUUAUCCUGUUCCCAGCCACCUACUACUUGUUUCCCACCGGGAAAACUGGUGAGAAUAUCCCUAUAAAAAGCGGCUUUUUAUUCGAAAAUGGAUAUUUUCAGAAGAGCUGAAAAUAAACGAACACGAAUGCCAAUGCAGUGGAUGUGAGGGAAAGCGGAAAAGGAAGGAGGCGAAUAAGCCGUGGCGUCGGACCAAGAAGAUCAUCUCCAUCGUGGUUUCAAACUCGAUUUUGUAUUUAAAAAUAGGAAAAUGGAAAUUUUCAGGGUCUGGCCGUUGCCUGGUUGAUUUUCGCCAUGAUCGUCAAGAAGAUUACCGAAAUCGAGCCGACUCACAAGGUUUUUUUUAAGCCUUUUCUGUAGCCUUAGGUAUAAAAAAACGCAAAGAUAAUUUUUUUUUUCACUUUCUAGAAGCUUUUUAUGCACUUUUCAGCCAUUUUUCUGGCUUUUUCGAAAUUUUCAUUUUUAUUUAGAAAGACCUUUUCAAUGGAAGUACAUGUUAAAAAAAGUUUUUUUCUGAAAAUUUCUAGAAAAAGUUUUUUUCCUGUCUUUUUAAAGGAUUUUACUGGAAAAGUCCAUCUUUUAUAAAGUAAAGAAGACAAAGAUUUCCAAAAAAAUAGACGACCAAAAAAAUACGAAAAAAAUGAUUUUUUUCCACUGUUUAGGAACAUUGAAAGCUUGAAAAUUCCUUAUUAAGUUUUGAAAAAUCUUGUGAUUUUAUAAUAGUUUUUUUCCAGGACUACGACCCCUACCAAAUCCUGGGUUUGGACCAAGGCGCCGACGGGGCUCAGGUCAAAAAGGCGUACCGAGAUUUGUCAAAGGUAAAAAUCCAGGGUUUUCAGAUGGAAAAGUCAAAAAUUUCUUUGAAAAUUUUUUUAAAGGUCAUUUUUACAUAGGAAAUGGCCUCGAAUUUCAAAAUUUUCAUUUAAAACCUCGAAAAUGCACUUUUAAAGGUAAUUUUCACAUAGGAAAUGGUCUCGAAUAUGACAUUUUCAUUCAUUCUUAUCAUUCUAACCAAUUUGUCAUGGAAAAAAACUUGAAAAAUUCAGGGUUUUAAGGCGAAAAAAAUGAAAAAAAUACCUUAAAAAAAUGUGUUUUUUUAAAGGUUAUUUUUUUACAUAGGAAAUGGCCGCGAAACUCAAAAUUUUUUUAUUCAUUUUUACCAUUAUGGUUAGAUUUUUUUCACUGAAAAAAACCGGAAAAUGAACGAUUUUAAGGGGGAAAAAAAUCGAAAAAAAUGCUUUGAAAAAUGUACUUUUUAAAGGUCAUUUUUACAUAGGAAAUGGCCUCGGUUUUCAAAAUUUUCAUUCAUUUUUACAGUUCUGACCAGAUUUUUCAUUGAAAAAUGUGAAAAUGAAGGUUUUUAAAGCGAAAAAAAUCAAAAAAAUACCUCAAAAAAACAUAUUUUAACAGGUCAUUUUUUUCAUAGGAAAUGGCCUCGAAUUCGAAAAUUCUCAUUCAUUUUUUUACCAUUCUAACCAAUUUUUUAUCAAGAAAAACGUGAAAAUGAAGGUUUUUCAGCUGAAAAAAAAUCAAAAAGGAACCAAUUUUGAAUAUUUUAGGUUCACCAUCCGGACAAAGGAGGAGAUCCGCUGCUGUUCGACCGGAUCGCCAAGGCUUAUCAGGCCCUGACGGACAAGGAGGCCCGGGAAAAUUGGGAGAAAUACGGGAAUCCCGACGGGCCUACAGGUCCUUCAACUAAAUUUUUUUUUAAAUCCUUUUUUUGGCCUGAAAUUGGCUAAAAAAAGCUUUGAAUCUGGUUUUUCUCAUGAAAAAUGUCAGAUUUCUCAAUUUUCUAGUUGAAAAUGGUCAUUUUUUUGAACUUUAGACAUCAAUAAAUUCAAUAAAUCUCUUUUUUAAUUUCAGGGCUGAUUUCUAAAAAAAUUGAUUUGUAUGGCCAAAAAAUUGACUGGAAAAAUGCUUCAAACGUCGUUUUUUUCUCAUGAAAGAAUGUCAAAUUUCUCAAUUUUUUUCACUUGAAAAUGAUCUUUUUUUGAUUUUCAAGCUUCUAUAUUUUCAUUAUAUUUUCUUCAAAAAUUAUAACUUAUAGCCAAAUUUCGAUUUUUUUGAAGCUUAGACGGACUGAAAAAAAGCUUCAAACCUUGUUUUUUUCUGAUGAAAAAAAUGGUUAAAUUUCUCAAUUUUUUUCAUUUGAAAAUGGUCAUUUUUUUGAACUUUUAGACAUCAAUAAAUUCAAUAUAUCUCUUUUUAAUUUUUAGGACUGAUUUUUUUAAAUAUUGAUUUUUUUAUGGCUUAAACGAACUGAUAAAAAGCUUCAAACCUCGUUUUUCUCGUGAAAAAACGUCAAAUUUCUCAAUUUUUCACUUAAAAAUGGUCAUUUUUGAACUUUAGGCUUCAAAAUUUUCAUUAUAAUUCUCAUUAUAUUCUUCAAAUUUAGAAGUGAUUUGAAAAAAAUUGAUUUUUAGUUUUUAAACUUUAAAAACGGACUGAAAAAAGCUUCAAACCUCGUUUUUCUGAAGAAAAAGGAUCAAAUUUUUUUCAAUUUUUUUCACUGGAAAAUGGUCAUUUUUGAGCUUAAAAGUCUAAAAAAAUUCAAUAAAUCUUCUUCACUUUCAUAAAUAAUUAAGGAAUUUUGAUUUUGCAGCAACGACCUUCGGUAUCGCCUUGCCGAAAUGGCUCGUCAGCAAGGAAUACGGAAUCUGGGUCCUCGCCUUCUACGGCCUCAUUUUCAUGGUCAUCAUGCCUUCCGUUGUGGUUAGUUAAUUAUUAUUUUUUCUUGGAUCUGAAUCCUAACUGUUCGCAUUUUCAAAACGUCCUAUUUUUUACGCUUUUUAAAAAUUUUUUUUAGAAAACAUAAAUUUUCAUGAACAAUUAUUGAAUAAACCCAGAAUUUCAGCUUUGAAAAUUCGAAUAAUACCGAAAAUACUGCUUUUUUAAACAUUUCUGUACUAUUCCUAACUGUUCGUAAUGUCAAAAAGUCCGUGGAAAAAAACCUUUUUUUCGAAAUUUUCGUAUAAAAAAACAUAAUUUUCUAUGUAUAAAUUUAGUAAAACCCGGAAUUUCAGCUUUAAAUCUUCGAAAAAUUGCGAAAAUUCUACUUUUUUUGAAACCCUUCAGUACUAUUCUCAACUGUUCGCAUUUUUCAAAACGUCUUAUUUUUUUCACGCUUUUUUUUAAAAAAAUUUUCUUAAGAAAAAAAUAAUCUUUCAUGUAUAAUUAUUGAAUAAACCCGGAAUUUCAGCUUCAAAUCUGUAUGAAAUUUCAAAAAUGCGUCCUUCUAAAAAAACGUUUUUUGUAAGAUUCGUAACUGUUCGCAUUGUAAAGACGUCCCAUUUUCUUUAAAUCCACUUUAAAAUAGUUUUAAUCAUAAUGAGAAGACGUUAUUUAAAAAAAAGGAACAAAAGGCCGAUUUUUCGAAAUUUUUCUGCAGAAAAAAAUGAUUAUAUGUGCUAAAUUUCAUUGUGAACAAGAGUUCUAAGCUUCAAAUAUUCAUGAAAUUUCAAAAAUCCUGCUUUUUUGAAACUUUUUUGUACAAUUCUUAAAUGUCCGCAUUUUAGAAGCGUGCCAUUUGUUCCAAAAAUUUAGAAAAAAAUAAUUUUUUUGAUGUAGAAAUUCAAAACACCCGGGAUUCCAUGUUAAAAAUUUUUUUGAAGGAUUUUGAAACUGAUGACUUUUUUUCAAACUUUUUUUGUAAGAUUCGGAAUUUUUUUCGCGCUUUUGAAACUUCCUAUUUUUUUAGCUCUCCCGAAUUUUUUAAUAUAACUUUUUGUAUAAUUUCAGUAAAAACACGGGAUUUCAGCUUUUUGGUAAAUUUCACGCCUUUUCGAGACUUUUUUAUACGAUUUCUAGCUGUUCGUAUUUUCGAAACGUCCCAUUUUUCCCGCUUUUUUCAAAAUUUUCUUUCUAAAAAGUGAACAAAAUGUGCGUAUAAAUACGAGCUUUAAGUGUCAUAAUUUCUAAAUAUUUCUGAAAUUGGUGAGAUUUUGAAAUUUUUGUACCUUUCCGUACGGUUCGCAUUUUAAAAACGUCCCCUUUUCCUGUUUUUUUGAAAAUCUUCAGAAAAAUUGUUUUUGAGCGAAAUUCCAGUAUAAAUUUGAGUUAUAAGUUUCGAAUCUUCUGAAAAUUCUUAGAAAUUUUUUAUUUUUUUGUAACUAAUUCAUUAUUUUUUUCAGUAGAAACCCAAUUUUUCAGGGAAUCUGGUGGUACAACUCGAUAAAAUACAACGUCGACAAAGUUUUAAUGAGCACCACCCGAUUAUAUUUCCAUUUCAUCGAGAAAACCCCACGGAUGGAGAUCAAUCGUGGGUUUUUGGGUUUUAUGGGCUUUUUUUGGGAUUUUUCAGGUUCUUUUUGAGAUUUUUUAGGUUCAUUUUGGGAUUUUUUAGAUUCAUUUUGGGAUUUUUAUGUUCUUUUUGGGAUUUUUUGGGUUCUUUUUGGGAUUUUUUAGGUUAUUUUUUUUGUGAUUUUUUUAGGUUCUUUUAGGUUUUUUUAGGUCCUUGAUCUCAUAAAAACCCCAAAAAUUGUUUUUAGGCAUGAUCUACGUUCUCAGUGGCUCGAUGGAAUUCUGCAAAUCGGAAAAUAAAGAAAUCGUCGAACGGGCCAGCGAUGAGACGGAACUCCCGCGGUAAUCCCGAUUUUUUUUUUCUCGAAAGGAGUGGUCCCUUGAGGGGUUAGGACAAAAAACGGCCUCUAUAGUGGGUGAAUUCGUAUUUUUUAAAUACGAACUGGGUGUGGAAUAUUGGAAAAUGUACUAUUUUUUGGGAUGGAUUCAUAAGUUAAGCAAGGAAUUUUUUUAAAAACCAGUUGUGAUUCGAAUUUAAAAUUUUAUUUAUUUCGAAAUUUCGAAAUUAGAAACGCCAGAGCAGUCCCUAGAGAGAACAAAAUAAAGCUCUUUAUAGGGGGGAAAUCAAAAAUAGUCCCUAUAGGGGUUCAGCUUAUGAUUUUUAGCCCCUAAAGUUUUAGUGGUCCCUAUAGGGGGUUUUUUUGUUUGAAAUGUUGAAAAAUAAGUAUACAGAACACUAGGAUGCUCUUUUAGACUAACUAAAAUCACUAAAGGGGUCACUUCUGCAGAAGAAAGCCCCUAGAGUGACCACUUUUCCAAUGUAGUGCCCUCUAUAGGCGGAGGUAAGGUGCUCACUAAAAGGGAAUUUUUAAGAGGUCCUAAAGUUGCCCCUUGAGGGACCACUCUAGCUUUCCUACGUGAAUCGUUUCAUAGUGGAGCCAUUCUCCAUGCGACCACAUUUUGUAUCGAUUCUAUUUUUUUAGCCUCAUGAAAUCCCUGCCAAACCUGGCCGACAAGAGCAAAGAACGACCUCUGAGCAUGCCGUACGCUUUGAAAGCGCGGAUACUUAUGCACGCCUAUCUGUCCCGAAUUCCUCUGGAAUCUGAAGGAGGAGCCCUCGAUUUCGAUCAAAGGUUUGUACUGGGAAAUAUUUUUUUGCUCAAAAAUGUUUCGAAAAAUCGGUAAAAUGAACGUUUUUUUCCAAAAAUUUUUUUCAAGUUUUUUUCGGUUUAUUUGAGCAGUUUUCUUCAGAAAAAAAGGCGAUAAUUAUCGAAAUUUAAAAAUUUUUUUGACUUCAAAAUGCUCCAAAUAAGGGAUUGAUAGCAACACGAUUCGCAAAAAAUGCUUCAAAAUUGGCUUUUUUUUUUCUCAAAAUUUCGACUUUUUCGGUUGAAAUGAGCAGUUUUCUUCAACAGGACGGCAUUAUUUUUCGAAACCUUAAAUUUUUGAAGAGGGAAAGGUAAUUUUUGCUUCAAAAUGGUCCAAAAAUUGAAAAGAGAACAAGAAAAUUUGCAAAAAUGCCUAGAAAUGAAAGAUUUUUUUUCCUUUUUGUCAAGUUUUUCGGAUUAUUUGAGCAGUUUUCUUUAAAAGGAAGGUAUUAUUAAUCGAAAUUUCAGAGUUUUCCAAGAGAAAAAAAAAAUUUUUUUACUUCAAAAUGGUCCAAAAAAAGGAAUCGAUCGCAAUACAAUUCGCAAAAAAAUGCUUCAAAAUUGGCUUUUUUUCCUCAAAAAUUUCGCCUUUUUUUCGAUUUUGUUGAGCAGUUUUCUUCAACAGGAAGGCAUUAUUCAUCGAAAUUUUAAAUUUUUUUCAAGAGAAAAAGUUAUUUCUUGGCUUUAUACCAUUCAGAAAUAUGAAGGAAUUUCGUCAAAAAUGCUUUUAAACGAAAGUUUUUACUGAAUUUGUGACUAUUUUGGUCGAGUUGAGCGAUUUUUCUGUAGACGAAACGGCGUUUUUUUCUUAGAAAUUUCAUAGUUUUCCAAGAGAAAAAAUUAUUUUUUAUUGCUUCAAAAUGUUUCAAAAUAUGAGAAGAGAGCAAGAAAAAUUUGCAAAAAUAGACUUUUUUUCUUUUUCGGUCGAUUCUCUAUAGGAAAAAAAUUUUUUUGAUUUUUGAAGAGAAAACUUUAAUUUUUUUAUAAUUUUUUUAAGAUAUGUGAUAAUUCGAACGCUUCGUCUGAUUGAGGAGAUGAUUUCCGUCGCCCACACCUUCAUUUAUUAUACGCAGGUGAGGAUUUUAAUAGAAAAAUUUAAUGAAAUUGGUAAGUUUUUGUGAAAAUUUUGAAGAAAAACGGCGUUUUUCGAGUUUUUUUUUGACCUAAUGAAUAAAAUGACGAUAAUGAUGAUUUUUCUCGAAUUUUUUGCGAUUUUAGGUCAUUUUUUCUGGAUUUUAGGUCAGAAUCCCCGUGGACACUGUUGAGAAUCUGAUGCGCCUGCAGCCCAUGUUCGUCCAGGUUUUUUCCCCCAAAAAACCCUUCAAAAAAAAUUAUUUUCCAGGCUCUCUGGCCCAGAAACAGCCCCCUGAUGCAGUUGCCCCACAUUACGGAUUAUAAUUUGACGCAUUUGAGGAAGGUAAAAAAUAUAUUUUCAGAAAAAAUGCCUCAAAAUUGAGCUAAAAUGCCACCAAAAAGAGCCCAAAAAUCACGAAAUUUGGGUUAUUCUUGAGAAAAUUGAUGAAAUUACAAGAGGUAAAAAAAAUAUAGACGAAAAAAAUAAGUUCUAAGAAUAAAAUGCCUCGAUAUUAAGCAAGAAUGAGCUCUGAAAAAUGAUUAAAAAUUCAGCCAGAAAUGAAGAAAAAUUAGCCCAAAAAGUUAUAGAAAUUUGAAAAAAAUUCUGGACAAAUCUGAGGAAAAAUAUAAAAAAAUUUCUGAAAUUUGUAGGAAAUUUAGUUGAAUUUAUAAGUUAUAAGAUGAAAAAAAUGCCUUAAAAAUUAAGCAAGAAAAAGUCUCUGAAAAUCCUAAAAAAAUUCAGCCGGAAAUGAAGGAAAAAGAGCCCAAAAAAAUAAUAGAAAUUUAAAAAAAUUCCGGGCAAAUCUGAGGAGAAUAUAAAAAAAUUGCGAAAUUUGUAGGAAAUUUAGCUGAAUUUAUAAGUUAUAAGAUGAAAAAAAGCUUCAAAAAUCGAGCUAGAAAAAGGCUCUGAAAAUCCCGAAAAAUUCAACCAAAAUGUGAAGAAAAAAAGAGCCUAAAAAGCCUCAGAAAAACUGAUAAAAUUCCGGGCAAAACUGAGGAAAAAGAAAAAAAUUUCGAAAUCUAUUUUAUAAGUUAUAAGAUGAAAAAAAUGCUUCAAAAUCGAGCCAAAAUUAGGGAUUUUGAAGCCAGAAAACGAGAUUUUUGAGUUAAAAUUACGCCGGCUCGGAAAAUUCUUGAUAAUUCAAAAGCUCGGAACGAUAAAAAUCUGCUCCAAAAAGAGCCUAGAAAGCUCGGAAAAUUCUAAAAAUGGAGCCAGAAAUCAGAAAAUUUGAGUUUCUAUAAGAUUUCGUCUGAAAAUCGAACCAAAAAAUGAAUGGAAAAGGAAAAAAUAAGCUGAUUUUCAAGCGAAAUUCGGAUUUUUGAACCUUUUUGGUGAUUUUCUUUGAUUCGACAGCUUAUUUAUGAGUUCUAUCAGGACCCAGGCCUAAAAUUCAAUCAAAAAACCAGAUUUUCAACAAAAAACGGUUCAGAACCGCGUGUUUUCCUGCCACGACCUGGCCAAAAUGGACAACGAGAAAAGACGCGGCGUCUUGCGAUCCCUGACCGAUUCUGAAUAUCGUGACGUCAUGGUCGUCCUUUCUUCCAUGCCCAGAUUGAAUAUCGACGCCAGAGUCGUUGGUUCGUUUGAAAAAUGAGUGGAAAGAAUCGAUAAAGUUGAAAAAAAAGUGAGAAAAAAUCGAUUAAACUUGAAAAAAACGUGAUAGAAAAUUGAUAAAGCUUGGAAACAGUGACAAUGAAUCGAUAGUACUUGGAAAAAGUGAUAAAACGGAACAAAAAUAUUUUAAAAAAUCGAUGAGAUUGAAAAAAGGAGCUUCUUUCAGUUUAUCGUCUCAUUAUGUGAUUUAUGCUUAAAAAAUAGAAAAAAAAUACGCUAUGGAAUGGCUCAAAGCGGCGCGGUCGCGCUGUGGUUUCAGAGUAAAAAUCAAGCUUUAACUUUGGUAAUGUUCCAAAAUUUGCGCUCGACCUUGAGCGACUUUAUUCCUAUACUCUAGGAUGUCACUUGGCGCAAGUAGUUUUCUGUCGGAGGUUUUGAAAGCUCUGGAAUGGCUCAAAGCGGCGCGGUCGCGUUGCGGUUUCAGAGUGAAAACGAAGCUUCAACUAAGGAAAUGUUCCAAAAUUUGCGCCCGACCUUGAGCGACUUCAUUCCUAUGCUUUAGGAUGUCAUUUUGCGCAAAUAGUUUUCUGUCGGAGGUUUUGAAAAAUAAAGCCUUGAGCCCAUUUUUUAAGAUGAGGGUGUUUCUUAAAGUCGCGAAAAAAGGUCAUUUUGAGCGUUUUACAGCCAUUUUCUGACACGAAAAAAAGUUUCACCUUGAAAUUAUGUAGAAAAAUGCAUAUUUUUUUUCAAAUUUGAAAGUUUAUUUCCAGUCGAAUGCGAAGAUGAUGCUCAUGAAGUGACUGCCGGAUGUGUGGUCACCCUUAAAGUCACCUUGAAACGCUCCCGUCUCAUUGAUCCUCAGGUUUGAACUCGAAAGUUUGAGUCAAAAAGAAAAAUAAGAGACCUCGGCAUUAUUUAAAAGAUGGUAGGAACUCCAGAGUGGUCCCUAUAGGGGCAGCACUUUACCUUCCCUCUAGGGGUCACUGAAGCUCUCUAAAGUGGUCUCUGGAGGGGUUUUAGUUAGGUUUGAGUCGCUAGGGGGUCAGACCCUGAAGCCCUAUAGGGACCACUCUCCAAAGAUCCCAAAGGGAUUUCUUUAGUGAAAUUGACUUUUUUCUACACAUUUCCGAAGGCUGAGAGUGGUCUUUGAGAGGAUUUUCCACAAAUUUUUGCAGUAAAAUCCAUAAAAACCAUCAUUUUUCCAGGAAGCCGGCCUCGACGAUCAACACCGCUCAGUUUCAGAUGAAGAAAAUGAGGACGAGGAAAACUCGGAGAGUGAUGACGACGAGAAGGAUGAGAAUGCAGAGAAGGAGGCUGAUAAUAAGGUGAAAAUUGGGGGCAAUUUCAGAAAAACUUCCUCAGGAACUCAAAAUUCACGCGGUUCCCCUUAUAAAUGAAAAAAAAAGUUCAAAAUUUGGUCAAGUUACCAGGAAAAAAUUAUUUUUCCAUUAACUGUGGGGAAGAGAUGCGUUUAGGUUGCUUAAGUGGCCACUUGAAAGCUCAGAAUCAUCAGGAAAAAUUUUCAAAAAUUUUUCACUCUUUCAUUUUUCCUUUCAAUGAGUAUACUAAAAAGGGCGCCAAAUUGUCACCUUUUCGAAAAAAAAACCGUGGGAAAAUUACAAUAUACAGGGCUUUUUUGAGCGCUUCGCUUCAAGACCUGUGAGCUGAAGGUAUAGGGUAUUUUGUCCAGAAAAAAAAUUCACGUGUUUCGGCUUUCACUAGAGUCAUUAUAUAUAUAUAAAAUGCCGCGAAAUUGUCAGAUUCAAAAAAAAAUUAGAAAAAAACUACAGUAUACAGAGAUUUUUUUGCGCGCUUCGCUUCAAAACCUGUGAGAUGAAGGUAUAGGGUAUUUUGGCCAGAAAAAAAAAAAUUCACGUAUUUCGGCAUUUGAUAAAGUCAUCAUAAUUAAAAAGGUCGAGAAAUUUUCACUUAAAAAAAAACUACAGUACUACUGAGGUUUUUUGCGCUAUUCGCUUCAAGACCUGUGAUCUAGAGGUAUACGGUAUUUUGGUCAGAAUAAAAAAACGUGACAUGCUGACGCAGACUUCAAGACAAGGAAAUUUCUCAUUUUUAUAAUUUUUCAACUGAAUAUGGUUCGAAAAAGGAAGAUGGGCUAUUAUUUUUCACUUUUCAACAGUAAGAACGGACCUUUCUAUAUAAUUUUCACGAAUUUCACUUAAGCAGGCUCUCAAAAUUUUUCAAUUUUGCAGUAUGCUGGAACACCGAUUGAUUAAAAAGAAAAAAGAAGCUGAAAUUUUCAUAAAUUCCAGGUGAAACGGAAACCUUGGGAGAAGCAGAAGCCGAAAAAAGGCGCCGCCAAGAAGAAGGCCGGCAACAAGAAGCAGCAGAAGAAGAAGCCGGUCGCCGUGGCCCCCGGAAAGGAAGAAACCAAGCCGGAAGCCCCCGAAUCGCCCUCCCAAACCAAGAAAGACAAGAAGGACGAGAAGGAAAAGCCCAAAAAGGACAAGGACAGCGAUUCUGAAGGCGAGGACGACGAUGAGGCGGUUUGAAGGCUUCAGAAUACCCGGAAGACCCCCAUUUUCAGUCUUCUGGAGGCUCGGACUCGGAGAAGGACGAGAAGAAGGCCAAGGAUGAGGACAGUGAUGACGACUGGGAUGGCGGACUGGGCAAUAGCAAAAAGGUUCGGUUUCUGAAAAUUAUAGGAACGAAGAAAAUUGAGCCUCGAUUAGGUAGCAAAAAUAGCCGUGAGAAAAACAGCCACAAUAAAAUCAGUUGAAAAUUAAUUAGGACUUUUAUCUUUUUCUUUUUCUGGGCCUGAAAAAUGAUAGAAAUUCGAACAAUUAGAUAAAAUAACUGUGAAAAAAUAGCCGCGUUUAAACGGCCGAAAAAUAGCCUCAGUCUUGAGAAUAGCAAAAAAGGUCCGGUUUCUGGGGCUUGAAAAUGAUAGAAAUGAGGGAAAAUUGAGCCUCGAUUAGGUAGCAAAAUAGCCGCGGUAAAUGAGCCGUGAGAAAAACAGCCAGACGAAAAAAAUCUACUGGAUCGUACAAUAAAAACAGUUGAAAAUAGCUUUACAUAAGGACUUUUUUUGAAACUGAAUAAAAAUAACUGUGAAAAAAAUAGCCGCGUUUAAACGGCCGAAAAAAAUAGCCUUUAGCCUUGAAAAAUAGCAAAAAAAGGUUCGGUUUCUAGAGCUUGAAAAAUGAUAGAAAAAUUGAGCCUCGAUUAGGUAGCAAAAAUAGCCGCGGUAAAUGAGCCGUGAGAAAAAAACAGCCAGACGAAAAAAAUCUACUGGAUCGUACAAUAAAACUAGUUCAAAAUAGCUUUUCAACAUUUCUAUUUAAUCUAAAUGCUUAUCUUUAUACCACAUGCACCCUAUUAUUAUUACUGGAAAGACGAAAAAAUUUAAAUGAAAAAAACAGCCGCGGUAAAAUAGCAUCUGAAGAGAAAAAAUGAGAGGAACCGAAAAUUUUGUGAAAAGGUCGUGAAAAUGAGCCAAAAGAUCCGUAUUCGAAAUAUGUUACAAAAAUGGCUUCUUCAGCUUUUUCGAAUAAAACUGCAGCUCAAAAAAAGAAGGCGAAUAUUUUUAAGCUUCAAAAAAAAAGAGCCGCGAUCAAAUUUGCUUUCAAAAAUUCGCUGAAAAAUUUAAUAUUUCCGCAUUUAUCCUGGACUUUUUCUCGGCUGGGGGAAUUUCUAUAAAACACAGUCAUUUCUAAGCUCUCCUAUAUUCCAUUUCCAGAUCUCCUUCGAAGCGAAGACGAUCGAAACCCACUCGGUUCACUGUCCCUACUACCCCGCGGAGAAGUACGAAUGGUGGUGGGUCUCUCUGAUGGUCCAGGACAAGCGGACCAAGCAGCGGAUGAUGGUCAGCGCCGCCCAGCUCGUCAAGACGCUGGUUGAUGAACACACGGUCAGUUUUCCAUCCGUUUUGGUCUUUCAAAUACAUGAUUUUUGAAGGUUCUUUGUCUUUUUGUGUAGAGGAAUUUCAUAAACUAGAGAAAAACUUUGAUGAGGUGGAUUUACAUUCAUUUUAGUCCUCCAAAAACUUGAUUUUCAAAAAAUUUCUUUCGUUUUUGAGUAUUAACUUGAGUCCAAUCUUCUAGAUUAACAUAUUUUUUUAAAUCGUAUCCCACCUUUCCAAAAGAAAAAAAGAAGCCAACUUUGUUUUUCUACGCUUUGAUGACGUCAUAGAUUGAUUUUAAAACGCGUUUCGCCCAAAACUACCUCAAAAAGCUGAAAAAUGAGGGCUUUUCCGCUCGCAAGACGUCAUAAAACAGCUAAAAUUGGACGUCAAAAAAAAGUGACGUCAUAUUUAUCAUAUUCACUCUAAUGACGUCAUAAAAUGUAUCUUAGGUAUUAUUUUGAACAUUUUUAGAGUAUUAUAUCCAAAAUAAAAAAAGGCCAACUUAGUUUUUCUACGCUUUGAUGACGUCAUAGAUUGAUUUUAAAACGCGUUUCGCCCAAAACUACCUCAAAAAGCUGAAAAAUGAGGGCUUUUCCGCUCGCAAGACGUCAUAAAACAGCUAAAAUUGGACGUCAAAAAAAAGUGACGUCAUAUUUAUCAUAUUCACUCUAAUGACGUCAUAAAAUGUAUCUUAGGUAUUAUUUAAAAAAAUUUUUUUAAAUUAUUAUAUCCAAAAAGAAAAAGAAGCCAACUUAGUUUUCCUACCCUUUAAUGACGUCAUAGAUUUUUUUUAAACGCGUUUCGCUUAAAAUUAACUUGAAAAAGCUCCAAAAAUGAGGAAUUUUCCGCUCGCAAGACGUCAUAAAAUAGCUGAAAUUGGACCUCAAAAAAAAGUGACGUCAUAUUUUUCAUAUUCACUCUAAUGACGCCAUAAAAAUGUAUCUUAGGUAGUAUUUAAAAAAAUUUUUAGAAUAUUCCUUUUUUGCCAUGUUCGAAGUGAUUCCGCGAAAAUAAAAAUAGCUGUCAGACUUAGGAAUUCCAGAGUGGUCCCUAUAGAGAUAAGAGGGAAAAAAAACCCCUAUAGGGGUCGGAAAAGUGGUCGCUAUAGAGGUUUAUGGUCUGACCCUUAGCCCCCAAGUGGACCCUAUAGAGGUCUUUUAAUCUCAUUCAAAAAGUGCUUAAUCAUUAGUUUUUUCCGUGGGAAUACUUCUUGGCUUAUUAAAAAUAACAUUUCCCCUAUAGGGACCACUUUUGCAAGCUUUAGUGGCCCCUAUAGGGUUUAGUAAAGAUCUCCCUCCAAGGGUCCCUAAAGGGACCACUCUCGAUUUAAUAAGGAGAGUCAGAGAUUCUUCAUUUUUUCAAAUCUGAUUUCAUUGAUCCCCUUUAGAUCGAUUUGCGAUUCGGCGCCCCCAAGGACAAGGGAAUUUAUCACUAUCAAUUGGCCGUCAAAUCCGACUCUUAUAUGGAUGCUGAGUACACGUUGGACGUCAAGGUUUGUUUUAUUUUCAGAAUUUCAAAGUAAAUUUAUUGAUUUUUCUCCAGUUGGACGUCAAGGAAUCGAAAGUGUUGGAAGUGAAACACGAGGAUUACUUGGACGACGAGGAGGACAAGGUAUGCAAAGUUGAAGUGACCUCUUAAGCGAAAUUUGUAGUGCUCACUUGAGAGGAAAUUCAAGUGCAAGUACUCUAAAGAACAGCCAAAUGAAUAAUAUUCAAGGAAAAACAGUUAUUUUCACUUUGAAGAGGUCCUCAAAGGUCUAGGGACUUUUAAAGUGGCCACUUGAGGUGUAGGAAUCUUGGAGUGCUCACUUAAGGGAUUCCCGAAAAAGAAAAACGAAGAAAUAAGCGAAAAAUCAAAAAUUUUCUCUCUGCUUGAGAAUGACGUCAUUUUUUUUUUUUUUGAAGUGAUCACUUGAGAUGUAGGAAUCUUGAAGUGCUCACUUAAGGGGCAUUAAAAGCGUAAAAAUGAGCACUAACUCAGAAAUUUCUCUCUGCUUGAGAAUGACGUCAUUUUUUUGUUGAAGUGAUCACUUGAGAUGUAGGAAUCUUGAAGUGCUCACUUAAGGGGCAUUAAAAGCGUAAAAAUGAGCACUAACUCAGAAAUUUCUCUCUGCUUGAGAAUGACGUCAUUUUUUUUUUUGAAGUGAUCACUUGAGAUGUAGGAAUCUUGAAGUGCUCACUUAAGGGGCAUUAAAAGCGUAAAAAUGAGCACUAACUCAGAAAUUUCUCUCUGCUUGAGAAUGACGUCAUUUUUUUUUUUGAAGUGAUCACUUGAGAUGUAGGAAUCUUGAAGUGCUUACUUAAGGGGUAAAUCCUUGAUUAUUGAAAUAAGUGACUCAGAAACUAUACCCUACUCAAGAAUGUCGUCAAGGUUUUUUUUAAAGUGACCACUUGAGGUGUAGGAACCUUGAAGUGUUCACUUAAGGGGCAAACCAUAAGACUCGGAAAAAAAAAUGAAAAAAAAGACGCCAUAAAUCAGGAAUUUAUUUUGCUUCUCAAGAAUGACGUCAACAUGUUCUGAAAAAGAAAUGACGCCACGGUUUUUUUUGCUAGAGUGACGUCAUGAGAAACUUCAAAAAUUGAAUUUCUUUGAAAAUUUUUCUGAUAAAUUUGGUCACUUAAGUGCUCCCUUGAAGGUGGCCAAAAAUUUUUAUCAUCAUAAGUAAUCAUUUAAGAAGUGACUGAAAAAAAACUUUGGUAUUUUCUUGUGAUCCCAUUGAAUGAGCCCACUUAAGGUCCCAUUUUCAUCAAAAUACUCUUAAGAGACCACUUGGACUUUUUUCUUUGGACUCCUUACCCCUGAAAAAACGUCAUUCAUAAAAGCUUUCUGAACUCUUUAAAGACGCAGGGGCGUGGCCUAGAUAUUUUCACUAUGCACCUUUAAAAAAUCUUUUUUCAGUCGGAAGGAACCAGCGAAGAAGAAUACACGGAAGGAUCGGAUUCUGACGAGGAAUAA
This is a messenger RNA of Caenorhabditis auriculariae, 14905 nucleotides long. Lineage: Eukaryota; Metazoa; Nematoda; Chromadorea; Rhabditida; Rhabditidae. The record is from the annotation of a GenBank genome assembly.